GUCCGGGACUUUAGUACCGACGUUUAUCGAGAAGAUCGUUCAACCGACACUGAAAUCAUGUUCAGAUUGCUGAUACCGUGCCUGAUAUGGCUGUCAAGCGUCCGCUCGGAAACCGCAGUGGACAUGCACAUGCACAUGCCGGAUGGCAUGAUGGAAGACAAAGCGGCUAUGAAAAGGGAGUCGUAUUAUAACCCGUGCCCUCCGACUUACUCGCAUCCUAUCUCGUACUCGCCGCCACCGCAAAUUUACGUGAAACCGUACGUGCAACCAGCGCCGAUACAGUACAUUCCGAAACCGAUGAUCACCUACGUGAAACCAUCUCCACCACCGGUCGUUGUGAAACCAGCCCCGGUAAUCGUAAAGCCGAUCGUUCAACAAAAAGUGGUUUACCCGAUCUAUCAAAAACCGAUGUUCUCGUAUGCGCCAAUCUAUCAAAAACCCAUCUAUUACGCGCCUAUGUAUCAGAAAUUGAUGUAUCAGGCACCUAAGGUGUACUUGAAGAAAUACGAACUACCGAUUACCCAAGUGAUUCAGAAGCCUCAGAUUUCGUAUCCCAUUCAGUACCAUCAGCCGAAAGUGGUACAGAUCCCGGCGCCACAGAUCAAUUUGGUGAAGCUCGCACAACCCAUCGUUCAUACCCAGCCUAUUUACCAAUCGUCCAUAAAACCGUACUGCCCUUAAGAAAAAUUCAUGGACAAAUGUCACGGUGCGAUUGCAACGAUCGAGUCGAUCGAUCGCUUAGGUCUUUUGAGAACGUUCCGGAAAAUCGGAAGAUAAUUCGGCGUUUCCGAGAAACUUUUCGCCCAUUGAAAC
This is a messenger RNA of Bombus pascuorum, 813 nucleotides long. RefSeq lists its product as uncharacterized. NCBI's taxonomy places the organism in Eukaryota, Metazoa, Arthropoda, Insecta, Hymenoptera, Apidae. The record is from RefSeq and is a predicted model, not a curated record. The coding region runs from base 58 to 681 and encodes 207 amino acids. The transcript has 2 exons.